This is a messenger RNA of Lethenteron reissneri (Far Eastern brook lamprey), 3159 nucleotides long. RefSeq names its product WD repeat domain 48 (gene WDR48). Gene Ontology annotation, molecular function: ubiquitin binding. NCBI's taxonomy places the organism in Eukaryota, Metazoa, Chordata, Hyperoartia, Petromyzontiformes, Petromyzontidae. The record is from RefSeq and is a predicted model, not a curated record. Gene Ontology annotation, biological process: double-strand break repair via homologous recombination.
AUGGCGACGCAUCAUCGGCAGAACCCGACCGCCCGGCGGAAAGUUCAGGUAUCGUAUGUGAUCAGGGAUGAAGUCGAGCGGUACAAUCGUAGUGGCGUCAAUGCCUUGCAACUUGACCACUCACUUAACAGACUAUUUACAGCUGGGCGGGACUCCAUCGUCAGAAUAUGGAAUGUCAGUCAGCACAAGCAAGAUCCCUUCAUUGCCUCAAUGGAGCACCACACAGACUGGGUCAAUGAUGUUGUGCUCUGCUGUAAUGGAAGAACAUUAAUAUCUGCAUCAUCAGACACAACUGUAAAGGUGUGGAAUGCACACAAAGGCUUCUGUAUGUCCACUUUAAGGACUCACAAGGAUUAUGUCAAAGCACUGGCUUAUGCUAAAGAUAAAGAGCAAGUGGCAUCUGCUGGUCUGGACAGGCAGAUCUUCCUCUGGGAUGUGAACACAUUAACAGCUUUAACAGCUUCCAACAACACAGUUACUACAUCUUCUUUAAGCGGAAACAAAGAUUCUAUCUAUAGUUUGGCCAUGAACCAGAUGGGAACCAUCAUUGUAUCAGGAUCAACAGAAAAGGUUUUGCGUGUCUGGGAUCCACGAACAUGUGCAAAGCUUAUGAAACUGAAGGGCCACACUGACAAUGUCAAGGCACUACUACUGAACAGAGAUGGAACACAGUGCUUAUCAGGCAGCUCCGACGGCACUAUCCGGCUGUGGUCGCUGGGCCAGCAGCGCUGCAUCGCGACGUAUCGCGUGCACGAUGAGGGCGUGUGGGCACUGCAGGUGAACGACACCUUCACUCAAGUGUAUUCGGGUGGACGUGACCGCAAGGUUUACUGUACUGACCUGCGCAACCCCGACAUACGAGUGCUCAUCUGCGAGGAGAAGGCACCUGUGUUGAAGUUGGAGCUCGACAGAUCGGCAGAUCCUCCUCCAGCUAUUUGGGUUGCAACAACACAGUCUUCCGUCAAUAAAUGGUCUCUAAAGGGUCACAAUUUCCGGAUGUCGGGAGAUUACGAUAAUGACUGUGCUGGCUCCAUCACACCAUUAUGUACACAGCCAGAGCAAGUAAUCAAAGGUGGUGCAAGCAUCAUUCAAUACAACAUUCUAAAUGACAAGAGGCACAUCUUGACAAAGGACACCAACAAUCAUGUAGCAUAUUGGGAUGUUCUUAAGGCAUGUAAAGUGGAAGACUUGGGCACAAUGGAUUUUGAUGAGGAAAUAAAGAAGCGAUUUAGGAUGCUGUAUGUGCCAAAUUGGUUCUCAGUUGACCUAAAGAUUGGGAUGCUGACUAUUACCUUGGAGGAAAAUGACUGUUUUGCCGCCUGGGUCUCUGCUAAGGAUGCUGGCUUUGCCAGCCAGGAUGGCGCUGACCCUAAGUUAAACUUUGGAGGGCUGCUUCUUCAGGCACUGCUUGAGCACUGGCCUCGGACUCAUGUGGGGCCAAUGGAAGAUGAUGACAUCGAGAUGAGCCAAGUUAAUGGUGAGCCAGAGAACAGAGUGGUGACAAAGGGUAAUGGAUACUUUCUAGUUCCUCCACACACGCCCGUUAUAUUCACUGAAGCAGGAGGACGCACACUGUUCAGGCUUCUGUGCAGAGAUGCUGGUGGAGAAACAGAGUCUGUGCUGUUGAAUGAGACUGUGCCUCAGUGGGUGGUUGAUGUGGCUGUGGAUAAAAAUAUGCCAAAAUUCAACAAAAUACCCUUCUACCUUCAACCUCACUCGAACUCUGGAGCUAAAACAUUAAAGAAGGAUCGCCUCUCAGCCAGCGACAUGCUUCAGGUGCGCAAGGUCAUGGAGCACGUCUACGAGAAAAUAAUCAAUGCCGAGACAGAGUCGCAGACCCCAAACUCGCCCAACAAUGACAAAACUCGGGAGAUGGACAAGGAGGAAGACAUUGCUGCUUUGGCCGAAGAAAAAAUCGAGCUCCUCUGCCAAGAUCAGGUCCUUGAUCCAAACAUGGAUCUCAGGACAGUAAAGCAUUUCAUCUGGAAGAGUGGAGGGGACCUGACACUCCACUACCGACAGAAGUUUCCUUGAGCAGCCUUGGAGGAGCCUUUUGAAACUUCUCAAAGCUGGCACAGACAGGACCUAUUUGUUACAAGGCAUUCCAAACAACCAUAUCUUAAUACGUGUUGGUUAGUCAUGGUUGGAAGAUUAAACGUUGUAGACCCACUUAAUCCGUGGGGGAGGUGGGUGGCCUUUUCCUCUGAUGUUUGUGCAGAGAUGUAUUUUAAACUGUACAUUAAAGGAAAUAUGCAUUGAAAAAUAUGUAUAACAGUGCCGUACUUAUGAAUGCAGUUUUCAGAAAAUAUAUAUUGAGUUCAACCUCAAAAUGUAAAUUAGCCAUUAUAAUUUGACUUAAACUAUAUUUUGCAAUGUAUAUUAUGCACUUGAUAUAUAAUGAGCACAAAUAGAGCCAGUUCCUCAUAUUUGGUUGUGUUUCAUGUGUCCUGAUGGUAAUUGCUCUGAGAUGUCUGCACAGUAACAUUAAGACCAACAUAAAGAACUACCCAGUCCAUUUGUGCAUGCAUACUUGCAUUUUCAAAAUACAGUGCCACAGCCCUUGUGUUUUAAAAGUGAAGCAAUAUUGGUUUUUGUAUGAUUUUUUUCUUCAGAUUUGUAAUGUGUGCUACUGCCUUUUUUGGGAAUGGCAGUUAUGAAAAAAAAAUUCCUCUGUUUACCUACAGAAUCUCUCUUAUCUGCAAAGUAGGCCAGUAUUUAUCAGGAUUAGAUUGAAAACCCUUGUAAAACCUUCCCCUUAAAUGAUCAAAAUGAAAAAUGUAGCUGUGUAUCCGUGUACACUUUAAUGUUUCAUAGACAUUUGUCAACCUUAUACAAUUGAUACCUGAGACACGUUGAAGAAAUGUUUCGUCAAACCCUCAGUCCAAUUUUGUUUCCGUAUUUCAGCCAUGGUCAGUUGGGUCCAUGUUUGUGAAUUUUAUUCAACAGUUGUCACUGUACAUAGGUAAUUCACCUGCUGUCUUAGCAUAUGUCCUGCAUUUAAGCAUGGCUUAUAAGACUGAACAUUGCACAGGUUACCUCUUGUGAAGUACAUUGUGUUUAUUUUUUAAUUAUCUGUAAUAUACUGUACCUUGCUGAUAAUGUAGAUAAUGCUUGUAAUGUGCAGCACAUCACUGCCUGUAUUAAAACAGCUGCAUAAUA